AUGGCACUGGUCCUGUGGGUCUUUAGCCUGCUGGGCUCAGCUUGCUUGGUGUCAGCCAACAUCUUUGAAUACCAGGUAGAUGCCCAGCCGCUUCGUCCCUGUGAACUGCAGAGGGAGAGGGCCUUUCUGAAGCAGGCAGACUACGUGCCCCAGUGCUCCGAGGAUGGCAGCUUCCAGAUUGUCCAGUGCCAAAAUGAUGGUCAUUCCUGUUGGUGUGUGGGUGCCGAUGGCAGUGAAGUGCCAGGCAGCAGACAACAGGGGAGGCCAGUGGCUUGUCUGUCCUUCUGCCAGCUGCAUAAACAACAGAUCUUGUUGAGUGGCUACAUUAACAGCACAACCACCUCCUACCUGCCUCAGUGCCAGGAUUCAGGGGACUACGCACCUGUGCAAUGUGACCUGUGGCAGGGGCAGUGCUGGUGUGUGGACACAGAGGGGAUGGAGGUGUAUGGCACCCGCCAACUGGGAAGACCAACGCGAUGUCCAAGGAGCUGUGAGAUAAGAAACCGUCGUCUUCUCCAUGGAGUAGGAGACAAGUCGCCACCCCAGUGUUCUGCAGGUGGAGAGUUUAUGCCUGUCCAGUGCAAAUUUGUCAACACCACGGACAUGAUGAUUUUUGAUCUGAUCCAUAGCUACAACAGGUUUCCAGAUGCCUUUGUGACCUUCAGUUCCUUCCGGAGAAAGUUCCCUGAGGUGUCUGGGUACUGUUACUGUGCUGACAGCCAAGGGCGAGAGCUGGCCGAAACAGGUUUGGAGCUAUUACUGGAUGAAAUUUAUGACACCAUUUUUGCCAGCCUGGACCUGGCCUCCACCUUCACUGAAAGCACCCUGUACCGGAUAUUGCAGAGACGAUUCCUAGCUGUGCAAUUAGUCAUCUCUGGAAGAUUCCGAUGCCCCACAAAAUGUGAAGUGGAGCAGUUUGCAGCCACCAGCUUCCAGCACCCCUAUAUCCCAAGAUGCCGCAGAGAUGGGGAGUACCAGACGGUGCAGUGCCAGACAGAUGGGCCAUGCUGGUGUGUGGAUGCUCAAGGAAUGGAAGUCCCUGGCACUCGGCAGCAAGGGCAGACACCAUCUUGUGCUGAAGACCAGUCAUGUGCUUCAGAAAGGAGGUUGGCCUUGUCCAGGCUCUACUUCAGAACUUCAGGCUACUUUAGCCAGCAGGACUUGUUUUCUGCUAAUGAAGAAAGUUGGGUCUCUCAAAGAGGAGCCAAGCCUGCUACAUCCUGCCCACCCAGGAUCAAGGAGCUCUUUGUUGACUCUGGCCUUCUCCACACAAUGGUGGCAGGGCAGGACCAACAGCUCCCUCCAUCAGAAAGUCUACUCAAAGAAGCCAUCCGAGCGAUUUUUCCCUCCCGAGAACUGGCUCGUCUUGCCCUUCAGUUUACCACCAACCCUAAGCGACUCCAGCAGAACCUCUUUGGAGGGACCUUUUUGGUGAAUGUUGGCCAGUUUAAUUUGUCUGGAGCCCUUGGUACAAGAGGCACAUUUAACUUUAGUCAAUUUUUCCAGCAACUUGGUCUCUCGGGCUUCCAGGAUGGAGGGGGACCAACAGAUCUAGCCAAGCCACUCUCUGUGGGAUCGGAGUCAAAUUCUACCUCAGUAACCCUCAGUGCCUCUAAAGAGAGUGCUAUGAAUAAGGCAGUUGUGGGUAGCUUUGGCUUUGAAGUUAACUUGCAAGAGAAUCAAAAUGCCUUACAAUUCCUUGCCUCUCUCCUGGAGCUUCCAGAAUUUCUUCUCUUUUUGCAGCAUGCUACUGCUGUGCCAGAAGAGGUAGCCAGGGAUUUUGGUGAUGUGAUGGAAAUGGUGCUCCGCUCCCAAGCCUGUGGGGAGACACCUGUAAGGCUCUUUGUCCCCUCAUGCACCACUGAAGGCAGUUAUGAGGAUGUCCAGUGCUUUGCUGGAGAGAGCUGGUGUGUGGAUUCCCAUGGCAAAGAACUCCCUGGCUCUAGAGUCAGAGGAGGUCGCCCGAGGUGCCCCACGGAGUGUGAGAAACAAAGGGCUCGCAUGCAAAGACUUACAAGCAGCCAGCCUGCUGGGUCCAGCUUGUUUGUCCCUUCUUGUACUAGUGAGGGAUAUUUCCUGCCUGUUCAAUGCUUCAACUCAGAGUGCUACUGUGUGGACACUGAGGGUCAGGCUAUUCCAGGAACUCAAAGUACAAUUGGCAAACCCAAGCAAUGUCCUAGCCCCUGUCAGUUACAGGCUGAGCAAGCACUCCUUGGGAUCAUACGGCCCCUACUGUCUAACUCCAGUGUGGCGCCUGCUCUCUCCAGCAUCUACAUCCCACAGUGCAGUGCCACUGGGCAGUGGAGACAAGUGCAAUGCGAUGGGCCUCCUGAGCAGGUCUUCGAGUGGUACGAACGGUGGGGGGCUCAGAACAGCGAUGGCCACCAGCUAACCCCCACAGAACUGCUGACGAAGAUCAUGAGCUAUAGAGAUGCAGCUUCUGGAAACUUCCGUCUCUUCGUUCAAAGUCUUUAUAAGGCUGGACAACAAGGUGUCUUCCCAGGGCUGGUGCAGUACCCUUCUUUCCAAGAUGUCCCACUGGCAGUGUUGGAGGGGACCCUGACUCAGCCUAGAGAAAACGUCCUCCUGGAGCCCUACCUCUUUUGGCAGAUCCUAAAUGGCCAGCUCAGCAGGUACCCAGGGUCCUACUCAGACUUUAGCAGGCCUUUGGCCCACUUUGACCUCAGGAGCUGCUGGUGUGUGGACGAGGCUGGUCGGAAAUUGGAAGGAACUCAGGCUGAGCCAAGCAAAGUCCCAAAAUGUCCUGGCUCCUGUGAGGAAGUGAAACUGAGUGUCCUGCAGUUCAUUAAGGAAGCAGAAGAGAUUGUGUCAGCUUCCAACAGUUCUUCAAUCCCUCUGGGAGAGAGUUUUCUAGUGGCCAAAGGAAUCCAGUUGACCAAUGAGGAGCUUGACCUUCCUCAGCUCUUCCCAUCCCGGGAGGCUUUCUCGGAGCAGUUUCUGCGUGGGGGUGAUCAUGCCAUUCGUUUGGCAGCACAGUCUACCUUGAAUUUCUAUGGGAGCCUACGCUCUUCUCUGGGUAAUUCAGCUGGAGCAGCCGCCCCUCUGUGGUUGGGCCCCUACGUGCCACAGUGUGAUGCGUUUGGAGGCUGGGAGCCUGUGCAGUGCCACGCUGGGACUGGGUACUGCUGGUGUGUGGAUGGGAAGGGAGAGUUCAUUCCUGCCUCACUGAAUGCUCGUUCCUCACAAAUCCCCCAGUGCCCCACGACCUGUGAGCAAUCUCAAGCCAAUGGGUUGCUUUCCAGUUGGAAACAGGCUGGAGUCCAAGGAAACCCAUCUCCAAAAGACCUAUUCACACCAAACUGCCUAGAGGCAGGAGAGUAUGCCGUGCUUCAGAGGUUGGAGAUGGGCACCUGGUGUGUGGACCUGGCCUCAGGAGAAGGGAUGUCACCCAGCACAAGCAGCAGUACCCAGUGCCCAGGUCUCUGUGAAGUUCUUAGGAGUGGAGCCCUGUCCAGAAAAAUUGGCCCCAGCUACAUCCCAACCUGCCGCGCACAGGAUGGGGGCUUUGCCCCAGUGCAGUGUGACCCAGCUCAGGGAGGCUGCUGGUGUGUCCUGAGCAGUGGAGAGGAAUUGCCUGGAACCCAGGUUGGCAGCCAGCCUGCCUGUGAGAGCCCGCAGUGCCCACUGCCCUUCUCUGGCUCAGAUGUGACUGGAGGAGCAGUCCUCUGUGACACAACCUCAGGCCCAGGAGGGGCCGCUAUCCAACAGUGCCAGCUUCUUUGCCGUCGGGGCUACAGGAGUGCAUUCCCACAGGCGCCACUGUUGUGCAGCCAGGAAAGCAGACGCUGGGUGUCGCAGCCGCCACUGCCCUGGGCCUGCCAGCGGCCCCAGCUAUGGCAGACCAUCCAGACCCAAGUGCACUUCCAGCUCCAGCUCCCACCAGGAAAGAUGUGCAGUGCUGACUAUGCAGGGUUGCUACAGGCUUUCCAGGUAUUCAUACUGGAUGAGCUGACAGCCCGAGGCUUCUGCCAGAUCCAGGUGAAGACAUUUGGAAGUUCAGUUUCCAUCCCUGUCUGCUACAACAACUCGGUGCAGGUGGGGUGCUUGAUGGGGGACCAUUUAGGAGUGAAUGUCACCUGGAAGUCACAGAUGGAGGACAUCCCAGUGGCUUCUCUUCCUGAUUUGCGUGACAUUGAGAGGACCCUGGUGGGCCAGGAUCUCCUUGGGCGCUUUGAAGAUCUAAUCCAAAGUGGCACAUUCCAGCUUCAUUUGGAUUCCAAGACAUUUCCUGCAGACACCUCCCUCCGUUUCCUACAAGGGGGUGAUUUUAGCACCUUUCCUAGCACAUCGCUUGGGUGCUUGGAAGGAUUCUCUCGAGUGUCAGCCACCAGCGGGGCCAGUCAGGACCCUUUGGGGUGCGUUAAGUGUCCUGAAGGAAGCUAUUCUCGGAAUGAGCAGUGCGUUCCCUGUCCUAUUGGGUUCUACCAAGAACAGGCAGGCAGCAUGGCCUGCAUCCCAUGUCCUGCAGGCAGAACAACAGUGGCUAUUGGAGCAUUCAGCCAGACUCACUGUGUCACUGACUGUCAGAGGAAUGAGGCGGGCCUGGAGUGUGACCAAGAUGGCCAGUACCGAGCCAGCCAGAGGGACAGGGGUAGUGGGGAGUCCUUCUGCGUGGACAGCAAGGGGCAGAGGCUGCUGUGGUCACAGACAGAGGCCGAACUCUCGGAUGUUCAGUGUCUGAUGAUGCAGAAAUUUGAGAAGGCUCCAGAAUCAAAGGUCAUCUUCAAUGCUGACACUCCUGGGUUGGUCAAGUCCAGAAUCCCUGGUUCUGAAUCCCCACUGGUACAGUGCUUGGCAGGUUGUGCAGAGGACGAGGUCUGCAGCUUCCUCACAGUGUCCAUGACCGGGUCAGAGGUCUCAUGUGAUUUCUAUGCUUGGACAAGUGACAACUUUGCCUGCACGUUUUCUGAACAGGAAGAUGCUCUCGGGAGCUCAAAGGCCACCAGCUUUGGAAGUCUUACCUGCCAGGUGAAAGUGAGAAAUGGAGAUCCAAGUUCUCUGGCUGUGUAUCUGAAGAAGGGCCAAGAAUCUCCUACAACAGGUCAGAAACGCUUUGAACCAACUGGUUUCCAAAAUAUGGUCUCUGGGUUGUACAGCACCAUGGAGUUCUCAGCCUCUGGAGCCAACCUGACAGAUGCAUACCUCUUCUGUCUACUUGCCUGUGACCGUGACUCCUGCUGUGAUGGAUUUGUACUCACGCAGGUCAAAGCAGGGCCCACUGUCUGUGGACUGCUGACUUCCCCCGAUGUCCUGCUUUGCCACAUCAAAGACUGGAGAGACACUUCUGAUGCCGAGUCCAGCACUACAUGUCCUGGGGUGACAUAUGACCAGGAAAGCCGACAGGUGACAUUGCGUCUGGGAGGCCAGGAGUUCAUGAAGAACCUGACACCCCUAGAGGGGACUCAAGACACUGGUACCAGUUUCCAGCAGGUUUAUCUCUGGAAAGAUUCUGAUAUGGGGUCUCGGCCUGAGUCUAUGGGAUGUAGAAGAGACACAGUACGAAGGCUAGAAUCUCCAACAGAUACAGCUUUGACAACAGAACUUUUCUCCCCUGUGGACCUAACCCAGGUCAUUGUCAAUGCAAACCGGUCCCUGCCUAGUCAGCAGCACUGGAUUUUCAAACACCUGUUUUCAGCCCAGCAAGCAAAUCUGUGGUGCCUUUCUCGGUGUGUCCAGGAGACUACUUUCUGUCAGCUUGCAGAGAUAACAGACAGUACUCCCUUGUACUUUACCUGCUCCCUCUACCCAGAGGCCCAGGUUUGUGAUGACAUCAUGGAGUCCAGCACCAGGGGCUGCAGGUUGAUCCUGUCCCACCAGCCAAAUGUCCUCUUCCAGAAGAAAGUUGUACUGAAGGACAGAGUGAAGAACUUUUAUACUCGCCUGCCAUUCCAAAAGCUGAUUGGGAUUUCCAUUAGAAACAAAGUGCUUAUGUCUGAGAAAUCCAUUUCCAACGGGUUCUUUGAAUGUGAACGGCUGUGUGAUGCAGACCCAUGUUGCUCCGGCUUUGGCUUUCUAAAUGUUUCCCAAUUAAAAGGAGGAGAGGUCACCUGCCUAACUCUGAACAGCAUGGGGAUUCAAAUGUGCAGUGAGGAAAAUGGAGCCUCCUGGCAUAUUUUGGACUGUGGUUCUCUGGACACUGAGGUCCAUACUUAUCCCUUUGGAUGGUACCAGAAGCCUGUUACUCCGAAUGACGUUCCCAGUUUUUGCCCUUCGGUUGCUCUGCAUUCCCUGGAAAAGGUUGCACUGGACUUGUGGCAUCCCCUGGCCCUGUCAUUGGUAGUUGUGGAUCCAUCCAUCAGGGACUUUGAUGUCGCUCACAUCAGCACCACUGCCACCAGCAACUUCUCUGUAGCCCGAGACUUCUGCUUAUGGGAAUGUUCUCGUCACCAGGCCUGCCUUGUCACCACCCUGCAGACCCGCCCUGGGGCUGUGAGGUGUAUGUUCUAUGCUGAUACCCACAGCUGCACAUACAGCGUGCAGGGCCAGAAGUGCCAACUUCUGCUCCGUGAAGAGGCUGCGUACAUCUACCGGAAGCUUGGUGACCCUCUUCUCCGCUCUGAAUUUGCACCUUCUGUGUCCAUUGCUACCCAUGGCCAGCUGCUGGGCAGGUCCCAGGCCAUCCAGUUAGGGACUUCCUGGAAGCAAGUGGAUCAGUUCCUUGGAGUUCCGUAUGCCACUCCGCCCUUGGCAGAGAGCCGCUUCCAGGCACCAGAACCCUUGAACUGGACAGGAUCCUGGGAUGCCACCAAGCCAAGGGCCAGCUGCUGGCAGCCAGGCGCCCGCACACCCAUGCCUCCUGGAGUCAGUGAAGACUGCUUGUAUCUCAAUGUGUUUGUCCCAGAGAACAUGGUUCCCAAUGCAUCAGUGCUGGUGUUCUUCCAUAACUCUGGUGAGGUGGAAGGCAGUGAAGGACAGCUGACCAUUGAUGGCUCCUUCCUUGCAGCUAUUGGUAACCUCAUCGUAGUCACUGCGAACUACCGAAUGGGAGUCUUUGGUUUCCUGAGUUCUGGCUCAGACGAGGUGAUCUGGCAACUGGGACUGCUGGACCAGGUGGCUCUGACCUGGGUGCAGACCUAUAUUGGAGCAUUUGGGGGAGACCCACGUGUGACCUUGGCUGCGGACCGUGGUGGGGCUGAUGUGGCCAGCCCACCUUCUCACAACCAGGACUACCAAGCCCCCAGGCUCUUCCAGAGGGCUCUGCUGAUG
This is a messenger RNA of Castor canadensis (American beaver), 7227 nucleotides long. NCBI's taxonomy places the organism in Eukaryota, Metazoa, Chordata, Mammalia, Rodentia, Castoridae. The record is from RefSeq and is a predicted model, not a curated record.